AUGGGCACUUCGACCUACGUCGCCAUCGCCUUUUUACCCCUCAUAAUCCUCCUUGCCCCGUACUACAUCGAGCCAUACCAAUUAUGGGAUCCCAUAGCCCUCAACGAUCAAGCGGACGGGCAGAGACAGACUAAAUGGUGUAAUAUGGGAUGGUGGGAAGACACCGACUCUUUCCCCUCAGCUGCCAACGCCCUGGGUCAGAAGCUGAUGAAUUUCGCUAAAGAGGCUGGAUAUGCAGGAGGUGGAAACGUGUUAGAUAUAGGACACGGUGCAGGAGAAUCGUUAUUGUUACAUCUCAACUCAUCGGCUCCACCCAGACACCUCCAUGGCUUGACAUCUCUUUCAGCCGAUACGAAAUAUGCUCAAAACCUACUAGACAUAUACACACCUGAGAGAGCCAUAUCUACCAGUGUCCAAUUAUACACCGCCCCUGCUCAAUUCAAUCCAACGAAAGACUUAAACCAUCCUUUGAAUGGUAUGAAGGGAUUUAUGGGCGAGCAAAAACGUGCUUUGGCUUAUUCAGAUGAAGAUGAAUUACUCGAAGAAACGGAUCUCGACCUAACUCAGGGUCAAGGUCAAGGGCAAUUGACAUUAAGUGAAGAUGCUCCACCGCCAUACGAUUUGAUUUAUAUUUUAGAUUCGAUAUAUCAUUAUCCACCUUCGCUUAUACCCUUCCUUCAAACGCUCAAACCUGUCUUGAGGAAAGAUAAAGGUAUAGUAGUAUAUACGGAUAUACUCCCUCCUCGGAAGGGGCUAUCAAGGUGGAAAUCUUGGUUUGUAUCUUACAUUUUAUCUGUACCAUUACCCAAUCUUACUGAUCGCUCUGCGAGUUUGGAGGGAUAUAAAGAAAUGUUAGAGAAGGAAGGAUGGAAAGAUGUGGUGAUAGAAGAUUGGAGUGAGGGAGUUUGGAAGGGAUUCUCAAAUAAUUUGAUUGGCAGAGGUGGAAGAUGGGAGAAAGUUGGAAGAGCGGUCGAAAGAGUUGAAAAGGAAGGUUGGAGAUUUGUAGCUGUUAGAGCGAAGAAGGUAUAA
This is a messenger RNA of Kwoniella botswanensis, 1029 nucleotides long. RefSeq lists its product as uncharacterized. Lineage: Eukaryota; Fungi; Basidiomycota; Tremellomycetes; Tremellales; Cryptococcaceae. The transcript has 4 exons. The coding region runs from base 1 to 1029 and encodes 342 amino acids. The record is from RefSeq and is a predicted model, not a curated record.